GCAGGCCGAGUCGCGGCUCGGGCUCCAGCAUGGCGACGGCGGUGCGCGCUGCGGGCUGCCUCCCUGCGCUAUGCACCCGGACGGCGGACCCGCUGUGUGACCUUGCCCGCGUCCUCUCCUUCUCUGGGUCGCGGAGCUCUUGUCUGUAAAAUGAGGGGGAACUGGACGUCGUUCUCCAGGGUUCUUUCCUUCGCGAAACCGCUUGAUCGUGCUUGGCGAAGAGGAGCGGGAACUGGCCAGUAUCGCCUUUGGGGUCAUUUAUUGGGGAGACAGCUUUCCCUAAGCACCUUACCAACAGCUUCCGUUUUGGCAUGGAAGACUGCUCUCAGCAACGGCCCUUUGUCAUCACUGGGAACCAGAGACACCCAUCCUUACGCCAGCUUGAGCCGUGCGCUGCAGACACAAUGCCGUGUUUCUUCUUCCAGUCACCUGAUGGGCCAGCAGUAUAGACCAUAUAGUUUCUUCACUAAAUUGACUGCAGGUGAGCUGUGGAAAGGUGCUUUAGCAGAGACUGGUGCUGGAACAAGAAAAGGAAGAGGCAAAAGAACUAAAAAGAAGAAAAGAAAGGAUUUGAACAGGGGUCAGAUCAUUGGUGAAGGGCAUUGUGGUUUUCUGUGGCCUGGUCUGAAUGUUCCUCUUAUGAAAAAUGGAGCAGUGCAGACCAUUUCCCAAAGAAGCAAGGAAGAACAGAAGAAGGUGGAGGCAGACAUGAUCCAGCAGAGGGAAGAGUGGGACCGAAGGAGGAAGAUGAAGGUUAAACGGGAGCGAGGAUGGAGUGGAAGGUCAUGGGGAGGCAUCAGUCUUGGACCCCCUGACCCUGGUCCUAAUGGAGAAACAUACGAGGAUUUUGAUACCAGAAUACUUGAGGUAAGAAAUGUUUUCAGUAUGACAGCGAAAGAGGGAAGAAAGAAAUCAAUCCGUGUCCUGGUGGCUGUGGGGAACGGAAGAGGAGCUGCAGGUUUUGCUCUUGGGAAAGCUGCUGACCGGUUGGAUGCUUUCAGGAAAGCAAAGAACAGAGCAGUUCACUAUUUGCAUUAUAUAGAACGAUAUGAAGACCAUACAAUAUUCCAUGAUAUUUCAUUAAGAUAUAGAAGGACACAUAUCAAGAUGAAGAAACAACCCAAAGGUUAUGGCCUCCGCUGCCACAGGGCCAUCAUUACCAUCUGCCGGCUCAUUGGCAUCAAAGACAUGUAUGCCAAGGUCUCUGGGUCCCUCAAUAUGCUCAACCUCACCCGGGGCCUCUUCCGUGGGCUCUCCAGACAGGAAACCCAUCAACAGCUGGCUGAUAAGAAGGGCCUCCAUGUUGUGGAAAUCCGGGAAGAAUGUGGUCCUCUGCCCAUUGUGGUUGCCUCCCCCCGGGGGGCAUUGAGUAAGGAUCCGGAGCCAGAAGAUGAAGUUCCAGACAUCAAACUGGACUGGCAAGACGUGAAGACUGCGCAGGGAAUGAAAGGCUCUGUGUGGUCUAAUUUAAAGAGAGGUGCCACGUAACCUUUCUGGCCUUGUGCAGCCAGUGCCUGUGCUGCCCUGCACCUAGGAGAGACUCAGCCCCUCACAGCUUGGGGUGUUGCCUUGUUUUUUGUUUGUUUUGAGGAAAGUUUAAUCUUCAAACUGUUGAGAAAUAAAUAAUUAUAGCUUUCGUUUAUUGAGCACAUGGUACAUGCCAGUGUGAUAGGAUCUUUACAUGUAUAUCUCAGUUCAAGACUAUUUUAAAUAUUCAUCCAAAGUAGCAAAAGUAAAUGAGUUAGGGAGACAGGGCUAAUAAUCUGACCCAAUCAGUAAUAUGCACAAUAAUGAUUGCUAUAAUAAUUAUAGCUAAUACAUAUAUUAACUCAUUAGUCCAAAGUUAAUGUGGUUAACUUCAUUUUACAGAGCAGUUAAGUAACUUGACUACCUUGAACUGCCAAACUGUUUUCCACAGUGGAAAUGGAAGCCUGUAGGCUACUGUUGGGAAUUUUAAAUGGUGUAUUAAUUGUACACCAUUAUAAUUUUGACUUGUGUUUCCCUGAUGGCUGAUGAUGUUGAACAUUUUUUCAUGUGCUUAUUGGCCAUUUGUAUGCGCUUUUUGGAGAAAUGUCUAUUCAGAGCCUUCGCCCAUUUAAAAAGUUAUUUUUUGUUAUUAUUGAGUUCCUUAUAGUUUCUAGAUAUAAGCCCCCUAUGAGAUACAUGCUUUACAAAAGUUUUUACCCAUUCUGGGAAACAUAUAUAUAUAACUAUAUAUAUAAACAUAUAUAUGUGUGUGCGUGUAUAUAUAUAUGUAUAUGUAUGUAUAUAUUUUAUUUCUUUGGAUAGUUUUUCUGCCCCACUUGCAUCCUCUUUCUGGGACAGUUAUGACACAAAUGUUAAACCUUUAAUUAUUGUCCUGUGAGUCCCUGAAGCUCUGUUUAUUUUUUUCUAAAUGUUAAAUCUUUUAUUAUCAUCUAGUGAGUCCCGGAGACUCUGUUUUAUUAUUUUUUUUCUGGUCUGUUUUUUCUCCGUUGCUCAGUUUAGGUAAUUUCUGUUGUUUUAUCUUCAGGAUAACUGGUUAUUUUCUCUUUCCUUUCCAUUCUGCUCGUGAACCAUCCAUGCAGUACUUUAACUGUGGCUAUCAUCAUAUAUUUUAAUUAAAAUUUCCAUUUGAUUUCUUUU
Molecule: messenger RNA, 2625 nt
Organism: Cebus imitator (Panamanian white-faced capuchin)
Lineage: Eukaryota; Metazoa; Chordata; Mammalia; Primates; Cebidae
Gene: MRPS5
Product: mitochondrial ribosomal protein S5
Exons: 13
Coding region: 151-1488 (445 amino acids)
Biological process (GO): translation
Cellular component (GO): ribosome
Molecular function (GO): structural constituent of ribosome; RNA binding
Source: RefSeq, a predicted model, not a curated record